Messenger RNA from Mercenaria mercenaria, 2402 nucleotides. Its product is annotated as sodium-dependent proline transporter-like. Gene Ontology annotation, biological process: sodium ion transmembrane transport. Lineage: Eukaryota; Metazoa; Mollusca; Bivalvia; Venerida; Veneridae. The record is from RefSeq and is a predicted model, not a curated record. Gene Ontology annotation, molecular function: L-amino acid transmembrane transporter activity. The transcript is spliced from 4 exons. Gene Ontology annotation, cellular component: membrane. The coding region runs from base 201 to 2126 and encodes 641 amino acids.
GGGCUAAUUUAUUCAAAAGAUGUCUGAUUGAUUGUGACAUGAUGCGCAGGUUUCAGAUACAUCCUGAUUUGUUUCAUUGGGUUUAGUGUGUAUUAAAGUUUUAUGUGUGAUUAUUUUGAAAUUUCAUCGAAAUACCAGAGUGAUUUGAAAAACAGUUUUGUUGAUAUUUUUGUUAGUCAAACUCCGAAACCCAUCAUAUCAUGGAAUGUGAAAACCGCCUGCAGUGGGUUGGGAAGUUAGAAUUCUUAUUUACGAGUGUUGGAUAUACGGUUGGAUUGGGAAACAUUUGGAGAUUUCCGGAAAGAUGUUACAAGAACGGCGGAGGUGCCUUUCUGUUGCCGUAUCUUAUGACAGUUUUGUUUUGCACGUUUCCCAUGUUGUUUUUAGAAAUGUUUCUCGGUCAAUUUGCUUCCGAGGGACCAAUUGCUGUGUGGAAAUUCUGUCCCCUGUUUAAAGGUGUAGGCUGGGGAAUAAUAUUCAUAACGUUUACCACAAAUAUAUACUACAUAGUGCUUGUUGCUUACUCAUUGUUCUAUAUGCUUCUAUCGUUUGUGCAUAUCGGUGGACCGCUACCGUGGCAGGAAUGUCGCGAAGAGGACGCUUGGAGCACGGACAAAUGCCGUACGGACCCGUAUCCAAAUUUCUUAGAUAUGACAGAGAAUGACAAAGUCCGUACUUCUAUAAAUAUGAUGGGAACUGAAUGUUUAGAGAAGGAAAAAAUAAAGAGAAAUAUAUCGGACAUUUUGGCCUUACCAUUUAAAUAUAUUCAAGAUGAAUUUUCGUCGUGCAGGAUUAAGUACAGAUCACCGGAACAGGAAUAUUGGAACCGGUUUGUUCUGGGUGUACAUGAGUCUGGUGGUCUUGAUGACAUUGGUAGUGUUGUUGGACGUAAUGCGGUGACACUUUUUAUUGUUUGGUUGGUAGUAUUUUAUUGUUGCCUUCGUGGAAUUAGAUCAAUAGCAAAGGUGGCAUAUGUUACAGCAACGUUUCCAGUCGCCCUGCUUCUCAUUCUCCUUGUUCGAGGUACAACAUUGCCUGGUUAUGACAGGGGGAUACAAUACUAUACUAAACCAGACUGGAGUAAACUGUCAGACAUGUCCAUAUGGGCCAGUGCUGCCACCCAAGCCAUGUAUUCUAUGGGAAUCGUAUACGGAGCGCAUAUAACUCUCGCUAGCUAUAACAAAUUCAAUAACAAUAUCACACGUGAUACUAUCAUUCUCGGACUAGUUAACACUGUAACAAGCAUAUUUGGAGGAUUUAUUGUUUUUUCCUUUCUUGGGCAUGCAUCCUAUCAACUAAACAAGCCAAUAGAAGAUAUCUUUGACCAGGGACCAGGCAUACUUUUCAUCUCAUAUAUACAGGGUGUAUCACAAUUGCCUGGUUCAGCUGUUUGGGCUCUUUUAUUCUUUAUGAUGGUUUUCACACUUGGGCUUGAUUCAGUAUUUCUAAUGGUAUGGACAGUCUACCGAGCACUUGUUGACGUCAUGCCAAGAAAGUUCCAGCGACGGGAGCGAUUCACACUCAUGGUGAUGUGCCUUAUUUCUUUUUUGUUAGGUUUGCCACUGGUUACAAACGGUGGAAUUCAUAUGCUAGUGUUAAUGGACCGAUAUUUAGCAGAUUAUGCCUUGACUAUAUUUCUAAUAAUCGAGGCCAUGUCGAUCUGUUGGUUAUAUGGAUUAAAUAACUUUCUGUCAGAUAUUGAAAUGAUGAUUGGAAAGAGGUCCCGAGCUUUCGACUGGUACCUACGGAUUACAUGGUCAGUGACGUCACCUGCGUUUUGCUUGUUCAUAUUUAUCGCGUCUGCCAUUGGUUACACAAAACCUGCUUACGACGGCACCGAAAUUCCAGCAUUCGGUGAAGCUAUUGGCUGGCUGAUAAUACUCACACCAAUUGUCAUUAUAGUCGGGUUUGGUGUGUUUGAAGUCCUUCGGUAUGGAACACCAACAAAACACACACUGCUACAAAAUAUCAAAUGGUCAAUUGAACCGGCAAAAGAUUGGGGACCAAGAUUACCAGAAAAUAGAACCGGGAAGUAUUCGUCUGAUGAUUAUAUUACACCUACACAUAUCGUCACAAAUGAACAACAAGACAUUAACAUGAAUGGUUAUACGACGACUGAUAUAUGAUGAGGAGGAGGACGAAAGAGUUACCUGUAUCAUAGUCCCGACAUUAACAUGUAAGAUUGCGCGUCCGCACGUUGUGAAUUGCGGUUUGUGGGAGGCCGCAUUUUUCGAACGUGUCUUUAUCUGCUGGAUAUUCAUCCCGUUUUUUUUUUUUUGCGACUAAUUAUUAUGAUAAUGACAUAGAUAGCACAUUGUGUACCUUUUCAUCUAAGUUUGAAGUUUGAUGGAAAACCUUUGACCUUAAACAAACUUGAAAUAAAGCUGCAGUGCAAACCAUGA